AAGGGUUUGCUUGAUUGGCUUUCCAAGAAGCCUACUGUAUACCUGGAGGAGCUGUGCGAGUUCUUGUAUGAUGAAUAUAAUGCCAUCUGCACUGAAAGGGCCAUGUAUGCCACCUUGGAGAGGCCCGGGUGGUCCAGAAAAGUGGCUUCUAAGCAUGCCAAAGCUCGUAGUGAAGCACUC
Messenger RNA from Macroventuria anomochaeta, 180 nucleotides. RefSeq lists its product as uncharacterized. The transcript has a single exon. The record is from RefSeq and is a predicted model, not a curated record. The annotation marks the transcript as partial. Lineage: Eukaryota; Fungi; Ascomycota; Dothideomycetes; Pleosporales; Didymellaceae.